AUGGCCCCCGUACUUGACGCUCCCCAGACUGUCGACUGGAUGGGCAAAAAGGUGCCCGUCUGGUCGAUGCCCACCAUCAACUACGGCCUGCUGCUAUCCCAGAACCCCAGCGAGGUCGAAAAGGUCGUCCGCGCCUGCAAGGAGGAGGGCUACUUCUACCUCGACCUGCAGGGCAUCGACGGGCGCCGCAUGCUGUCAGACCAGCAGGAGACACAGGAGCUGAUGAAGCGCUUCUUUGCCGCGCCGCUCGAGGCCAAGAAUGAGUUUGGUCUGAUUUCUUCGCAUCUGGGCUACGAACCGGUCGGCAGCCGCACCGGCGUCGCUGCGGGCUCCCAGGACGGCUACGAGAUGCUCAAGGUCUCGCGCGACGAGAUCCAGCGCGACAGCCCCAAGAUCCCGGCGCCCGUCAAGAACAGCGCCGACAUGCGGAUCCUGGAAAACGCCAUCGGCAGCUGCAAUACGGUCACCAAGGUGCUUCUGUCGGCGCUGUCGACGGGCAUGGGCCUGACGGGCGCGUCUCGCUUCGAGAACUCGCACCGCAACGAGAAGCCCUCGACCACGACUCUCUCCAUGAUGCACUACCUCCCCAGCGAGCUCGCCGGCGAGAACCGCAUCGGCCACCAGAAGCACACCGACAUCAGCACCCUCACGCUGCUCUUCAGCGAGCAGUGGGGUCUGCAGGUCCGCCCGCCCGGCACCUGCGGCGCGCGCGAGAUGGGAUUCGUGGCGCCCAAGCCCGGCUGCGCCUUCGUGCACGUGGGCGACUCGCUGCGCUUCGCGAGCGGCAUGCAGUUCCAGAGCUGCAUCCACCGCGUGGUGCCGUUUGACCCGACCGAGCACCGCUACUCGAUCGCGUACUUUUUGCGCGCCGAGGACGACACCAUGUUCAUCGACUCCGAGGGCCGCGCCAUCACGGCGGGUCAGUGGCACGACGAGAAGUUCAAGGCCUUCACGGACCCGGAGCAAUGGCAGAUGAUGGCGCCCAAGUCGAUGAUCCUGGGCGGCAUGAAGGAGGACGGCGAGGAUGCGCCGAUUCCGGGGCUGGUGAAGGCGCAGGCGGCGCCGCAGAGCGUGCCGGCCAAGGCUUAA
Molecule: messenger RNA, 1089 nt
Organism: Cordyceps fumosorosea ARSEF 2679
Lineage: Eukaryota; Fungi; Ascomycota; Sordariomycetes; Hypocreales; Cordycipitaceae
Product: Oxoglutarate/iron-dependent oxygenase
Exons: 3
Coding region: 1-1089 (362 amino acids)
Molecular function (GO): dioxygenase activity
Source: RefSeq, a predicted model, not a curated record